This is a messenger RNA of Phytophthora nicotianae INRA-310, 633 nucleotides long. RefSeq lists its product as hypothetical. The record is from RefSeq and is a predicted model, not a curated record. Bases 1 to 633 code for a protein of 210 amino acids. The transcript has a single exon. Lineage: Eukaryota; Oomycota; Peronosporomycetes; Peronosporales; Peronosporaceae. Gene Ontology annotation, molecular function: protein binding.
AUGGAUGGUGCGGCAAGAAAUGGAUACCUUGAAGUCGUCAAGUGGUUGAACGAGAAGCGUACUGAAGGCUGCACAACUGCAGCGAUGGAUAAUGCCGCGAGCAACGGCCACCUCGAAGUUGUCAAGUGGUUGCAUGAGAAUCGUACUGAAGGCUGUACCACCGCUGCGUUGGAAGGUGCGGUAAUUAACAGUCGUGCAAAAGUAGCCCGCUGGUUGAACGAAAACCGUUCUGAGGGCUGUACCACGGCAACAAUGGACAAGGCGGCUGGACUGGGAUAUCUCGGCGCUGUUAAGUGGCUAAAUGAAAAUCGGUCGGAAGGUUGCAGUCCAGCAGCAAUGAUAAACGCCGCGUCGAAAGGAUUCCUUGAUGUAGUCAUGUAUUUGCUCUCCAAAGUCGACCAACCGGCUACAAAUGCUGCAAUUUCCGCUGCUGCUGAGAACGGUCACCUCCUGGUUGUGAAGUAUCUCCACGAAAAUCGCUCGGAACCCUGCGGGGCCGACGCAAUUAUCCGUGCAAAGAAAAAUGGGCAUUGUCGUAUUGUUCAGCUUUUGCUAGAGCAUGAAGAUUGCAGGCGUGUAUACAAGGAGGAAGCAGCUAAGACCAUGGCUGAAAAGAGAGCUGCCUUAACUUAG